Molecule: messenger RNA, 1905 nt
Organism: Phlebotomus papatasi
Lineage: Eukaryota; Metazoa; Arthropoda; Insecta; Diptera; Psychodidae
Gene: snky
Product: protein sneaky
Exons: 7
Coding region: 1-1905 (634 amino acids)
Cellular component (GO): membrane
Source: RefSeq, a predicted model, not a curated record
AUGAUCUGUUUCAUUUCGGUAAUUGUUUUCCUGGUGAAAAAAUUUGGCUUCCUGACUAACGAGGAUCGUCCUCGUGUCCAGAAAUGGGCAAUAUUCUUCAUUGGAAGACUAUCUAUUGGACUCUUUACCGCGUUGAUUUUCUGGUUUAAUCCUGAAAGAAAUCUAAAGUUCCUUUUAUCAGGUGGACUAUCGCUUUCCAUCAAGAGUAUUAGAUGUAUUUUCAUGUUAGUUUCCCUUCAAUUCUUCGGGAAAGCAGGAAGAAGUGCAAUUAAAACAAUUUUGUUCACGUUAAUAAUCACAGGUCCGCUGACGAAUCUCUCAAAGAACGCUCUCGAGAUCAAUAGAGUCUUUGUAUGUUCCUCAGUUUUAGCCUACAAUUUAACUAAAACUCAUAUUGAUCUCAUGAUCCUACCUUUCCGGGCUGCCAUUGAAGACCUCCGCAAUAUAUCCCAAGUUACAGAGGCUUUUGAUAUAGUCAAUCAAGUUGUAGAUCCUCUUGUUCAGGAAAUUGAAUUGGAUGAUGAUACUGAAAGUUCGGUAAUAAGAAAUACCUCAGAAUCCUCGGAAUCAAGCCCUAGAGAUGCUAAAAGCAUAUCUGAGAAUUAUUCCAAGAAGCUCAGUCAAAGAUGCUUGGAACAGUUGGAGAAGGGAAGAGAUGCCUGUGCAGAUACAUUUUCCGGAAUCCAUGAGCAAUGUAGAGAAAAAUUGCCCGGUUUCCUGGAGAAUCAGUUUUGCUGGAUGAUGGACAUAGAGUCAAUUUGUCUUUCUAAAAUUGAUAAUAAAACCAAGGAACUCUGCACACCAAAAAAUGUCCUAGAUGACUCAUUUGGAAAGAACUAUCUCGAUCUUUUGUCAGAGAGGGAAGAAUUUUCUAAAGAAAUUGAGGGUGUUUCAAUUGAUUACAGUUUCAAUGAAUCGAAUAUUAUUGAAGAAAUCAGGAAUGUAGAUGAAUACAAAACCGAUCUUGCAAAUAUAUUGGAAGAUAAGAAAACGGUCUUAGUGUUUUUGCUCAAAUUGAUGGAUAUCAUUUUUGCUUUUACUUACAUAAAAGUCAUGAUAAGAUCAAUUCUAUACCUUUAUUCCUAUCUUAUGGAGCUGGACUUUGAGAAUAUCUACAUUACCACUGCUUUUCGGGAAAUUGAUCAAAAUCGUGCUCAAAAAGGACAAAGAAAUCUCUUGCCUUUGAAAAAGUUCGAACGAGUUUAUCUAGUGGAUCCUUUUGAGAAGCGUCGGAUUCAAAAUGAUUACAGGAAUCUUAUUUAUCAUCUUCUAAAAUUUUUCCUUGAACUAAUUGCUGUAUCGGUAUUCAUCCUUUUGGAUUGGAUUCUUGUGGUUGCCUUGGAAGUUGUGGCUGCUCAUGGUGAGGUAGAUUUUACGCAAAAUAGUGAAAUCGAGGUGCAGAUUGAGGUUUCAGGAGAAGGAAUGAUGGCAUCAGUUAUUGGCAAUAUUAUUUCCGGAUUUAGUGUCAAUCAAACUGUUGAAAUAUUCGAGGAUAACAAGGAAUGCCUUCCUAAUCCAUCAAAAUUAUUCACAAUAUGGUACUUGCAGACUUAUGGACUUUUCCUGGUGAUACUCAUUAUGAUCUACAAUGAAUCUUACACUCAUCGUCUUCUGUUGCUCAUCUGUGUUUUCUUGUAUCCUGUGAGGCAGGAGGAGAGGAGCAACUUUCUCUACAGUAAGAUUCUUCUGGGUCGUAGGGAUCGUUUUCAGCAUAUGAAGCGGAUUCUGGAGGAGGAAAUUAUGCAAAAUGACGAGGGAUCUUUGGACAUUCCUUUCAAGGAGAUCCAGGGAGAAUUUGUGGAUUGCCCAACUGAAGGUUGUCGAACAGUUUACUGUGAUGAAUGCUGGAUAGAUUUGGGGGGUGCUUGCAUCUUGUGUGGUGGCGAAACCGGAAGUUCCAUGUGA